CCAAGAAGAAGAGCCCUCCCCCCGACCUCCAUCUUGAGGGGAGAGAAGCAGAGGAUGUUUGAUGUUGGGGGCCAGAGAUCGGAGAGAAAGAAAUGGAUCCAUUGCUUUGAAGGAGUGACAGCCAUCAUCUUCUGUGUUGCUCUCAGUGCAUAUGACUUGGUUCUGGCUGAAGAUGAGGAGAUGAAUCGAAUGCAUGAGAGCAUGAAGCUGUUUGACAGUAUCUGUAACAACAAAUGGUUCACUGAUACAUCCAUCAUCCUCUUCCUCAACAAGAAGGAUCUCUUUGAGGAGAAGAUCAUCCACAGCCCCUUGACCAUCUGCUUCCCAGAAUACACAGGGGCCAAUAAAUAUGAUGAAGCUGCUGGCUACAUCCAGAGCAAGUUUGAGGAUCUGAACAAGAGGAAGGACACCAAGGAAAUCUAUACCCACUUCACUUGUGCCACUGAUACCAAGAAUGUGCAGUUUGUCUUCGAUGCUGUCACUGAUGUCAUCAUUAAAAACAACCUGAAGGAUUGUGGGCUCUUCUAGCUCUUCAGGUGACAUCUACUUAGGAACACAGGAAGGAUUACUUGAACUGCUCCAUAUGAGGAAGAGGCUGAUGCUGUUGAAGGGAGGACUGCACCAUUUAACAACUUCUGCUUCUUACGUUUCUGUUUCGCUCCUUUUUAAUUUUCCUGUUGAGGAGACUGUGGUGAUUCUGACUGUCCGAGGGACAGGCUCCAUUGCUUUCCCUGCUCUCUGCUGUCCCAGGCGCCUCUUUCAGGCCGUUUCUAUCCUCUCCCUGUGCCCACAAAGCCUUACUGAAGCACCAAUGAUUGGUGGCCUGCCAUAGCUGUAACAUUUCCAUGUAUAUCCUUUCCUUUCCUCUCCUUUCCUGUUAAGCUAAAGUGCAGAAGGUAGCAGGUCAAGGGGCGCUGGACAUGUUCUUAAUGUUCUUUCCUGUAUAUUUUAAAAGACAAAAUUUCUAGAGGAAUUUUUUGUUUGUUUCUGUUUUCACCUAAGCAGCCCUCAAUCUGGCUCUGCCAAAGCAAUCCAUUGUCCAUUUGUUUUUCACCUUCUGUCAGGGGGAGCUUUUGCCAUGGAGCAAGUGUCUCAGCUCCUACCUCUGUAAUUUGCACAGACCAGCAUGAAAUCAAAAGCAUUCCUCAAAGAAGCCAAUUUGUGCAGGAAAAGUCAGUCUAUCUUUUUUUAAAAGGAAACCUUUUUAAAGACCUUAUUUAAAAUGUCAAGUAGUUAACGGUUGAGUUACCCAAUAUGAAUUCAUCUUCUUUAGUAAAUUUUGUGCCUUGAGGGUGUCUGUAUGUUUACAUCUGUUCCUUAGUUUGCUUCAACAUGCAUUGUGUUUAGAUUAGUAUAGAAUGGGUUCCCCUUCCCCCCUUUUUUCCCCAGCCCUUCUCUUUCUUUCUGCUGUGGUCCAGGAUAAGCUUUUUAUGAGGGGCAGCACCCAAGGAUCUAAAACACGUUUCUUCCUGGCCACAGGAUUAGGUUCCUAAGGGCUAAGAUUCCACUAAGGACUAAGCAAUGUCAAUGUCAACUUCUUUCCAUUCCUUUGUGCCCCACCCCAGGGCCUGGGGGUGAUCCUGAGGUUGCUGUAAUGUCAGGUCUAUUUUAAAGAAUUUUCUUAGCUCUAACUGUAGUAUCAGUUGAGAAAACACUGCUGUAUGUAAGCGGUCCUGCCUGCCGUGCAAUCGAUGGGCACUGGGGCCAUUAGUAACCGUCAAGACGCAGCCUAGCUUUUAUCACAAUGUUUUACCAAAUUUGUUCACAUGGUUUGAAAUAAUAAAAAGUAGAAAGAA
Messenger RNA from Sceloporus undulatus (fence lizard), 1796 nucleotides. Its product is annotated as guanine nucleotide-binding protein G(i) subunit alpha-2. Gene Ontology annotation, molecular function: G-protein beta/gamma-subunit complex binding; guanyl nucleotide binding; G protein-coupled receptor binding. The transcript has 5 exons. Gene Ontology annotation, biological process: adenylate cyclase-modulating G protein-coupled receptor signaling pathway; gamma-aminobutyric acid signaling pathway. Bases 55 to 528 code for a protein of 157 amino acids. Lineage: Eukaryota; Metazoa; Chordata; Lepidosauria; Squamata; Phrynosomatidae. The record is from RefSeq and is a predicted model, not a curated record. Gene Ontology annotation, cellular component: heterotrimeric G-protein complex.